Molecule: messenger RNA, 5254 nt
Organism: Erpetoichthys calabaricus (reedfish)
Lineage: Eukaryota; Metazoa; Chordata; Cladistia; Polypteriformes; Polypteridae
Gene: cmasa
Product: cytidine monophosphate N-acetylneuraminic acid synthetase a
Exons: 8
Coding region: 144-1397 (417 amino acids)
Molecular function (GO): N-acylneuraminate cytidylyltransferase activity
Source: RefSeq, a predicted model, not a curated record
UCGCGUCACUUCCGGGUGGUGUGGCUGCAUUCGGUGUUGCUUGCUCUUCAAGUCUGAGAACUUCUUAACUGACUUGGCUUAUUACACACACUGGGACAGAACUGGAGUGCACAAACUGAGCCACCGUGGUCAAGGAAGGGAACAUGAGCACCGAAAAGUGUACCAAGCGAGAAUGCAACGAAAGCACUGAAAAUGUGAAAAAGCGACAAAGGACGGAUCAAAGGCACCUAGCUGCCUUAGUUCUGGCGAGGGGAGGCAGCAAGGGGAUCCCGCUGAAGAACAUCAAAUCCUUGGCAGGGAUCCCACUAAUCGGCUGGGUGCUGCGGGCGGCAAUUGACUCGGGGACAUUCGACAGUGUGUGGGUUUCAACGGAUCAUGAUGAAAUUGAAAAAGUGGCCAAAAGAUUUGGAGCACGGGUUCACCGUAGAAGUGCAGAAGUAUCUGUAGACACUUGCAGCUCUCUUGCGACGAUCCAGGAAUUUCUCAGAAGAAAUGAAGACCAAGGUAUUGAUGUUGUUGCUAACAUUCAAGCCACUUCCCCUUGUCUGCAUCCCUUUCACAUCCAAGAAGCGAUGAGAAAAAUCACUGAAGGUGGUUGUGAUUCAGUGUUUGCCGUUGUAAGACGGCAUCAGUUUCGCUGGAAGGAAGUGAAGAAUGAAGGUGAAAUAACUGAACCGUUUAAUUUAGACCCCCUGAACCGGCCACGAAGGCAGGACUGGGACGGAGAGCUUAUUGAGAAUGGCUCAUUUUAUAUUGCAAAGUCUGAUAUGAUCCUGAAAGGAUAUUUACAGGGUGGCAAACGUGCUUAUUAUGAAAUGGGACCAGAGUACAGUGUGGAUAUUGAUGUUGAUAUUGACUGGCCAGUUGCUGAACAAAGAGUGCUCAGGUAUGGAUAUUUUGGAAGUAAUUCGGAAAAAGUGAAGCUGCUUAUCUGCAAUAUAGAUGGCUGUUUGACUAAUGGACAAGUUUUCUUGCAAGAGAAAAAUGAAUCUCACUCAUUUAAUGCCAGAGAUAUGAUUGGUCUGGCAAAUUUGAAGAAAAAUGGGGUUGAGGUACUUCUGAUCUCAGCUUUGGACUUGCACAACAACCAGUUAUUAGCUAAUAAAGCAGUUUGUGAACUAAAGCAAAAUGUUUCCAAUAAGCUUGACUUUGUUGAGACGUGGUUAAAAGAGAAGCAGUUGUCAUGGCAAGAAGUGGCUUAUUUUGGAUGUUAUGAAUAUGACAUUCAGUGUCUUAGAAAUGCUGGACUAAGUGGAGCCCCAAAGGAUGCAGCUGCACUUUCUUGUGAAACUGUGACAUUUACUAGCAAAAGCCCAGGAGGGUGUGGAGCACUGCAGGAAUUUGCAGAUUACAUACUGCUGGUCAAUGAAAAAUGUGCAAGCAGCCAUGAUAAAUAGUGAUACAUCUUAGAAAUGAUGAGCAACUUUUGUGGUAUUAAAUACUUUGGUUGAAUACAAAAAAAGCUUUUAAACUGGGAAAAUAUUCUGUAAAAUACUUACAAUGUCACUUAACAUUGCUUCUUAAAGUGAUUCAUUUUUAAAACCAAUUAUUUUAUGGAUUCUCAAAGCAAUUUACUGUCAUACAAGAGUGCAGGGUCCUAAAAGAGUAGCUGCAGGCUGUGAAAAUGGUAUAAUUUCACAACCACAGGUUUAUCUUUAAUUUCAGUAUUCUUAAUUCUGUAAAUCUUAAGAAUUGUGAACAAGACGGAGACUGCUAGCACUGUUAUAGACUGAAGGGUGUUAAUUUUGAAGUUCUGCUGUGACAGUGUAUUUUUUAAACUGCCGCUUUAAUUUUAAAUAAAGGAAAUUUGUUGGAAUUAAAUCAAGAUUUUAGGUAUAUUGCAAGACUUUUGUUGUAUCAUGCUUUUCAGCGAUUUAUGAUUCUUCAAAAUUUUUUAAAUUACAAUAUUCAUGUCCACAACUUUAAAAUAUAUUUUUUUAAAUCGGCCUCUUUUGGGAGAGUUGUUCUGUACAUUUUAUAAAGUUUUCAUAAACCUAAAAUGAUUUUUAGACGUACUGUAUUAAUUGUUUAACUCCCAGUUUCCUUAAUACACUUUUUAGGCCUUCCAUUCCUUUGUUUUACAUUUUUUUGUCCAACUACUGAUUUAUUAUAAAUAUGAAGGUGCUGGGUAAAAUUUUAAAAAGAUCUUUUUAUUUUUACAUUUUUUCUAUGAUUGUUCUUAUGAGAGAAAUCCUAGCUUUUAAUUUUUAAAAUUUCAUUGUAGCUUUGGUGUCAGAUAUGUGGACAUGAAAGAAUAUUUCUAACUCCAGAAAAUGCUGAAAACUGUAUUUGAAACAUUGCCCUUUUGGUCAGGAUGGUGGUAUAUUUUGUUGUGUAUUUCCUCCUUUAUAAACGUCUGUUUUCUUCUGUGCCAACCCCCUGAUUUAAUGUGAUAUUAUAUUAUGGGAUAGGAUAUGACAUUUAUUUCUUUUUUGCAUUUUCUUACAAGGCAAGGUAUUCAGUUGUUGCCAAUUUAGUGUCAUUAAUUAAGCAGUUUCUGCACCAUCAGAAGAAAUUUAGAAAUUUUACAUAAAUAUGGUGAUGACAACAUGCAAUUCCACACAUACGAUAAACUGACAUACAGUGCAUAUGAACUUGUAUUUCAGUCUGAGGAAAUCAUUUGAUUGGCUGCUUUAGAUAAAUAUAUGUAGAUGUAUAUUUAUUUUACAUUAUUGUCAUAUGUACAGAGUACAAUGAAAUUCUUACUCUUGUGUGCUAAUCAACACACAGCAAGUCGCCACUCUCCUCUUUCAUGAUUAUUGAAUAUGGCUACUUUACCUUGGAACGUCUUUCUUCCUUUCCUGAAAAAUCUGAACACACAUUAGGGCUUUUUUUGAGUAUCUGUGACUUUUGUAUUUUACACAAUGUUUUCCCAGAACGGAAUGUUUAGGUGUAAUAAGGCAUUCUUUCCACUGCAACUUAAACUCAUUAUUAUUACCUUUUGCAGUCACAUGAUUGAAAAUGGCUUGUCUGUUUAUUAUUGUGUAUAAGUGAUAACACUUGAGGAAUAACAGAUACUACAUACGUAUACACAUCCACCAAAAAUGUAAUUGUUUUUUUCUGGGAAAUUUUAGUUUCAUGUGUUAAUGUUCUUUUAAUCCUGAACAAGAUAUUAAUUUGUUCUCUUUUCCAACAAGCCUGAGGUUAUUCUGGUGCAUAGAAUGUUUUGAUUUGCUUUGUUUAUAGGAUAAAAUAUAUUUUCUAAUUGGAAAGAAAUACAUACGAAGUGAGAGUACAGUUUUACAAUGUACCAAUCAAAACAGGGUAUGUAAAACAAAUACAGUACAUAGCAAUGUACAAAAAUGUACAAUGUGUGCAGUGGCAGCUUUUGAAAUACUAGAUGCCUGUCAUAAAACAAUCGGUAAGGAUAUUAUUACAAGUUUAUGCUACCCAUGGCUGUUUAUUAUAUGUGAAAGAGCACAGGCAUAUAUCUGCAGAGUUCUGUCAGUGGUAUGGCUCAUGGAUUACAUGUUUGCCACAAGUAUGUUUUCUCAGUGGUUUUAAUACCCUACCUAGAAAUAUUUGGAGCUGUUUUUUCUUCUUCAGCGCUCUGUACAUGACCUUAUGUCUUCUCACCCCUUAAGCACUACUUCCUGAAUGCUAAGGAGUUUGCGCAGAUUACAACACCACAAACACAGACCUGCUUUCCUCGAUUGGUAGUGAUACUAAUAACUCAUGCCCUUUCUGCCCCUUGCUUGCUCAAGUGACCAGGAGUGUCCUGGACAAACUGUAUUUUAUGACAAUUUUAAAAUCUAUUCAUUCUUGUUCUGUUACUCCCCUAUCUAUAUCAGGAUCUUAACACAAAAGUGGGGGAAGCAGCCCUGUCUGCAUUGGCAGUCCAUUAUAGAUCCUGGUAACAAAUUUAUAUAAUAAAAAAAGUAGGAAUUCAAAACAGAAUUUGUACAUUACUUUAUUAUUGGAUUUGACUAUUGCUAAUUGAAAUACUGCUUUAGAUAUGCAUCAUUUACAAUGUGGGUUAUUUUUUUUUUAAUAAGUACUUAUGUAUAAUGUCAUACAAUCUGUUUAACAACACAUCUCCAAAUUAUGUUUAAAAUGUAAUCAUUUAAUACUAACAUAAUGCAGAAAUGAGUAACAUGAAUGCAUUUAUUUUUAUUUAUAAGGCUGCGUUUACUAGAUGCUUGUGUUAAAGGCUGCUAAUCACGGAUGGAAACACUAAGUAAUCAGUCGAUCGGGUUGCUCUUAUAAUUGUCAAAUGAAUGAAUGAAAAAAGCCUAAACACCUUCUUCUAGUUCUAGAUGUUGCAUGGUUCUAAUUAUGUCCUUCUUUCUGUUGCUUUUUCUAACUUGCAAAUCAGUCAUCCAUUUUCAGCAGCAAUAACUAUAGCAAUCAUAUUCUGCUGUCCCUUUUUUGAUUUUCUGGAACCAUUUGUAAUGCCAUGGGAGACUGGAGCCCAUUUGGACAGGAUUGACUGAAUAGGGUGCAAGGCCAUCACAGCACACACUCACACAUAAUAUCCACACUCAUUCAUUUGAGGCUACUUUUGUCUUUAGGGCCAUGAAAUUGGCAGGAGUGUAACAUGAAAUUAAACCUAUUCAAUGUAUACAUCAAUGCUGACCUUCAGCACCUUAGUCUACAACUCUUGGACAGCCCUAGUAUAAAGAAUUAGCAAAACUGCUUCUGUACGCUGAUGACUACCUCUUGUUCUACGCAACUGUGGAUUAGGUGCUAAUCCAGUAUUCAACAAAUAUUCAGUUGCACUAAAUGUUCUCAUCUAAAUCAGCUAAGAAAUUGACGAUGAAUGAUUGAAUGAAGUAAUCAUCGUAAUAAUUACUUGUAAUCUUUUUAGUAUUAGUGCCCAGGUAUAUUUUUUUGCACACUGUUUACUGGUGUCUUUUAUAUGUCAGCUUUCCAGUUUGAUGCUUAUUCUAUGUUUUACUUUUUCCGCAUUUUUAACUCUUGGUUUCUUGAUUAUUUUUUUUGAUUGGUUAUGCAUGAUGGGGAACAAUGAAUGAAAUUUUUUAUGUUGUGAUAGAUUGAAUGAUUAUAAGUGACUUGUGUUGUAGUAGCCAUAAAUGCUACUCAAAGUGAAUGUUCCUAGUAGUAGAGGAACUUGUUUGUUGAGUUUUUCUUAAUUUUAUUUCCAAAGAGAUGUCUGUUUCAAAUGGACUGAAGGAAUGUAAUGAAUAAAAGUGGAAAGUAUUGAUAUUUGACAAUGUGCAUUUUUGAAAUGUCUUGUUUACAUAUUUGAUUUGUUCUGUUUUAAAUGGGAAUAAAUGUUUGGGUGGAAAAAUGA